CUUCAUCCCUUCAUCCCUUCAUCCCUUCAUCCCUUCAUCCCUUCAUCCCUUCAUCCCUAAUCCCCUUUUCAUCAGCACUCUCUUCCACACUCAGGCUCAUCCACUCAGCUACUCUUCCCCAGUGCUGCGUGUUUGUUUGCGUAUUGUGUUGGCACCAGAAAAUAAAUAAAAAAGGAACUACAUCCGUUUUUUUUUUUUCUUUGUUACACCUUGUCAUCUUGUCCAUCCAUCCCUCCUUCAACCUCCCCCUCUUCAUAAGCACAUACCCAAUCACUCUACACCACAAUGGCCGAUGUCGAAAGUGCUCCCGAAUUCGCCCCAGCCAGCCCUGAGGGCGGUCACCAGGAGGCAGACCUCCCUGAGUCCGUCAGCCCCGUGGCAGCGGACGCCCAGGCAACCACCGACACCGUGCCUGACUCCACUUCCUCUAGCCAACUAGACAGCGCGCCAGAGGACAGCCAUCCCACCCCUGAAGAUGUACCUGAAGCUGCGCCCGAAACCGUAUCUGAGGCUGCGUCUGAGGCCACACCCGAGGUACCCGCCAGUCCCAGCAAGGCUGCUGCUAAGAGCACCACGGCUCCCGCCAGCCCUGGAAAAACUGCCACCGCCGCAGGGGCCGCUUCUGUCGCAGCUCGUCGUGCUGCCACUGCUGCCGCUGUCGCUGCUAACAAAACCAAGGUUACAGCUACGCCCAGGACACCUGUCAAGCCCGCGGCAACAUCCACCACAGCCAGGACUGCAGCCUCUAUUCGCACCCCUACGACUGCAGCAGGGACCUCCCCUAUCAAGCGAACCGUGACCCCAAGCACCACUACGUCCGGCACGAAGAAGGUCCCUACCACAACAGCUGGAACCCCAGCGACCUCAACAGUUCGUCGCGUACCAACUGCACCGGCCGCCAGCCCUGCUGCUGGCAGAGUCGCCACGCGCACAGCCGUUACUAAACCUAUAGUAAGCCCAGCCCCUGCCAGGACAUCUACCAUCACUGCGAAUCGCACAGCUGGCAAACCCACUGCUACUUCCACCACCCCACGCACAGCUGGCAAGCCCACUACCUCUACCUCGUCCUCAGCACUCAGACGCACCCCUGUGACCACCAUGACCACAUCCAGGACCGGUGUGGUCCCCAAGGCUCCCUCGAGCGUUGCUGGCUCAUCCUCUGCAGGAAGUGUUCGCUCUGUCAGAUCCACGGGCAGCACUGGCUCUGAGGCACUGGAGCUGAAGAAGGAGCUUGCCGUUAUUCGCGCCAAGUAUGAGGAGGCAUCGACUGCAUUACAGGCCAAGGAGGAAGAACUGGUUGCUCUGCGAGGGCAAUUGGAGAGCGGCUCGAGCUCACAUGCGGAUGCGAUUGCGGACACUGUCUCGAGCGAUGGAGGCGAGACCGUUGUCCCCGAAAUUGAUUUCUCAAAGAUCGAGGCACAGAGCCAGACUGUCGUUUCGGAAGCGAUCGCUGCCAAGGAGCAAGAGAUCACUGCUUUGAAGAGCGAGGUCGAGAGCUUGAGCGGACUUGUCGAGAAAUUGCGUGUUGAGCACGAAGAAAAGAUCAAGGAGCUGACUGAGAACCAAUCCGAGAAGAACGCUGUGCAGGAGGCAGAGUUGACGUCGCUUCAUCAGGAACUCGCAGAUUAUACCAAGAAGUACGAAGAGGUUACUGAACUCCGCCGUAAGCUUGAGGAAUCUCAGGCCCUGCACUCAUCCACGCUCGAAGAGCUCAACAGGAUCCAUGAAGACAAACUUCAGAGUCUGGAAAUUGAGCUCCAAGCGGCUAGACAGGAACGCUCGGGAGCUGAGGAUGUGGAGCUGGAAGAGCUCCGGCUCAGUCAUCAGGAGGAGGUCACUCAGCUGCUGUUGGACCAUGGAGAGGAGCUCGAUGCGCUCAAGAAGUUGUUUGAGGAGAGAAUUGAGGAAGCUAAGGACCAAGCUGAGAACGACCUGCGUGAGCGCCAUUCCAAGGAGCUGAAUGAUGUCUUGGCUGCACACACUGAAGCCCUCGACGACCGUGCAGGCGCCGAAUCCGGAGCGAUUGAGGCGCUCCAACAGAAGCAUGCCCUUGCACUGACCGAACUGAAAGAAAAAAUGGAAGCUGAACACAAGGAAUAUCUCGAGAGCGUCCGAGGUACUCACCAGACAGAGCUGAAGGAGCUUCAGGAAAAGCACACUGCUCGCACGGCCGAGCUGGAGUCUGAGUUGAAGACGCUUCAAGAGAAGUAUGCCACUGAAGUGUCCUCGUUGAAAUCAAAUGUGGGGUCUGACAGUGAGGCCUUAAAGGCCGCACAUGCCGCUGAGAUUGAGGCGCUCAAGGCGACGCAUGCUAAUGAGCUCAAUACGCUGGAGCUCAUUACCAAGGGUAAGAUGCAGCUUGAAUUGGAUGCAGUUCAGGGCAAGUUUGCCGAGUUUGUGGCUGAUGUCAAUAGUUCCCAGGAAGCAGAACUCAAGAAGCUGGAGAAUAACUAUGAGGCCCGUAUUGCAGAGCUGGGUGCCGAGCACGAGAGCAGAGUCAAGGAGUUGCAGAACGAGGCCAACGAGCAGGUUCAGAGCGCAGUGGAUCAGGUCAAGGAGACAUUCGAGUCAGACCGCGCGGAACUGGAUGCUGCUCGUGCCAAAGAGUUGGAGGAUCUGAAAUCGCUACACGCUUCAGCUAUCAAGGACCUUGAACAGCAGCUGGCAAAGGCAGAGCAGGCUGCCAAGGAGGCCUUUGAGAACCUGGAGAGAGUCAAGACCCAGUUGGAAGGCGAGCUGUCUGGUGCCAAGGCCGCGGCUCAGGAGCAGGUUGAUGCCGCCAAGGUCUCCCUACAGGAAUUGAUUGCGAAGCAUGAGACCGAGAACCGCAGCAACACUGAGUCUCACUCUGCCGCACACGCCCAGGAACUGGAGGCCUUGCGCGCGGACCACGAAAGGAAGCUGAAUGAGGCUCUGGCAAAGAAGGAGGAGGAGCUGUCCACCAAGCAGCAGGAGCUCGUGAAGGAGCAGGAGAUUCUCCGUGCCAGUUUUGCGGCUGCUCAGAAGGAGCGUGAUGAGGCCCUGGCAGCGGUCGAAUCCAAGGAGACUCAGCUGAAACAGGAGCAUUCCAAUGCGUUGGAGAAUUUGGAGUCAACCCACAAGAUUCAGCUUGAGGACCUCCAGACGCUGACGAGGGCGAACAUGGACAACAUGACCAAGAUGCACGAGCAGCACGGCCAGGAUCAUGAGGCACGUCUCCAGCGAGUGUUGACCUCUCACCAAGAGGAGCUCAAUGGACUGAAGACGCACCACCAGAUGGAGGUCGAGAACAAGGAGAAUGAGUACAAGCAGCAGAUCUCAGGCCUGGAGGAGAAGGUUAAGGUAUUGGAGGCCGGCGCUGCGGAAGCUCAGGACAGCAAGGCCAUUGCAGAGGAGUUGGUGAAGAUCCAGAAGGAGUUGCAUGAUAUCAAGUCCUCGAAUGAGACCCUCAAGGGCGAGAACGAGCAGCUGCAAAAGAUGAUGGACCUGCUGCAGGACUCGAUGGUGACCCGUGCAUAAACAGGCGUCGGCCAUAUCUACUUCAAACAUAAUACUACUCACCACCACCGAGGAAAUAAUACAAGAAGCAGACAAAAAAAGAGUCAGCAGUCCAACUCUGAAGGGCAGCUGUUGCUGGAUCUCGCUCCAGAAUUGCGUAGCAUGUAAUAAAGCAAAGAAAUAUCUCAAC
This is a messenger RNA of Gamsiella multidivaricata, 3667 nucleotides long. RefSeq lists its product as uncharacterized. Lineage: Eukaryota; Fungi; Mortierellomycota; Mortierellomycetes; Mortierellales; Mortierellaceae. The record is from RefSeq and is a predicted model, not a curated record. Bases 286 to 3498 code for a protein of 1070 amino acids. The transcript is spliced from 8 exons.